AUGCGAUGCGCGAGCAAGGCCGCCGAGAGCGCGUCCGCACGUCUCUGUGCGGACGCCGAAGCAGAAACCACAGCAGCUGAUGUAUCAUCGGUUGCUGAAGCGACCCAGCCUGUGUCACUUGGUGAUGCAGGCGCUGGUCAUGAAGACACUCAUGUCUUCACAGAGUACGAGCUCGGUGUCUCGUACUCUCCUGAUACGGAAGACGGAUCCGUAUCGACGGCAAUCGAGUCCAAGCCGCCUGCCAAGCGUGGCACGGAUGAUGCUUUGCGUCGUAGCAGCUUUGGUUCAUCUGAUGAAUCAGAUGAACCAUCGCCGAAGCGAAGGCGCUCGAGGUCGCGUGUAACGGGGCACCCUGAAGCUUGUACUGGUGACAGUACAAGCUACUUAUUCUGA
Messenger RNA from Peronospora matthiolae, 393 nucleotides. The record is from the annotation of a GenBank genome assembly. Lineage: Eukaryota; Oomycota; Peronosporomycetes; Peronosporales; Peronosporaceae.